UUAAUUAGUUGUUUGUUCUCUCUGAUUCGGAACAUAAAUCGACGACGCUACUACGAUUACAGCUCUGCCAAACGCGACGGGAUCUCGGUUGGGUGAAUAAAUAAGACGUUAAAAUGUUGGGGAAAGGAAGAAAAAUGUCUGGUAGAGAGACUGUUGCAGCAAACUACGCUUUUGGCCCGGGCGAAGAUGAUGUCAUUAUAAAACACAGGCUUCUGACCCGUACAACUACUACGAGAGGUGAACCACCAUUGAAGAAACUUCAAAGGAAGUUUACCUCAUUCGUCUUAGAGGUUGAAAAGGAUGAAGAUAACUACAAUGAUUGUGCAAAACUUUCCAAGGCUUUCUUACAAGAGUUGUCCACUUUUGAGAUUCCUUUACUAAAGAGUAAAGCUGUUAUUGAGGCAAAUCUUAGAGAGAAGGAGAAUUUUAAUGAGUUAAAAGAUGAGAUAAAUCGGCAAAUAUCACUGGCACAGACUGAUAUAGAAGAUCUAAAGAAACAACUAGAGGAAAGUAAGAUUGAGAGGCAACACAAGGAGGAGUGUGAGGCGAUUAGGAAACUAAUUGCCGCACAGCCACCAAGAUCAGAGACACAGAAAAGCAUAAGAGAGAUAGAGAAAGAGAUCGCCGCAUUAGAGGCAGAGAAUACUGCUGGUUCAAGAUUACUGGAGCUUCGGAAAAAACAGUUUGCGUUGCUUCUGCAUGUGGUGGAUGAGUUGCAAAAUACCAUAGAGGAGGAACAGAAGAAUUUGAUUGAGGAGAUGAGAAUGGUGACUGAAGAGCAGAAGAAUGGGAUAGAAGAUGCUAAUGGGGGCUCUGAAGCCAUAGCUGUUGAUUAGCUUGGAGCUGCAUCCAAGUUUCGCGGUUGUAAGGUUUUGUAGUUUCAAAUCAUGAUCAUUUCCAUUCGAAUAGUAGUUUUGAAGUUCAAUGUUGUUGCACAUCAGAAUAUUCUUAAUAAGUUGUAACUUAUUUAGCUAAAGAUUCUAUCGUUGAUGGUCUAUAAUUGAC
Hibiscus syriacus is the source of this 1005-nucleotide messenger RNA. RefSeq names its product THO complex subunit 7A-like. The transcript is spliced from 3 exons. Gene Ontology annotation, cellular component: THO complex part of transcription export complex. Gene Ontology annotation, biological process: mRNA export from nucleus; mRNA processing. Lineage: Eukaryota; Viridiplantae; Streptophyta; Magnoliopsida; Malvales; Malvaceae. The record is from RefSeq and is a predicted model, not a curated record. The coding region runs from base 114 to 836 and encodes 240 amino acids.